AUGAGUUCUGGGAUUGCCGAGUCGAGCAAUCACGGCGGCAACGGCGGUGAUGACCGUGAGAAUGUAUGUCAAAAAGCUACAGUGCUCAAAGGUGAAGAUGGGGAAGAAAGAGAGAAUGAUAUCUCCGUGCCUAUCGUCUACGCGCUCGGAUCUAAUGGGUCAGGACAAUUGGGAAUAGGACAUGAGGAAGACACGGCGAGGUUGGAGAGAUGCGUUUUUGCUAGUGCUACUGCGACCGGCGGGACGAGCAGGACGAGCAGAACAACUGGGAUCACCACCAGCACUGCCAACACCACUACUGUCAGAACCAGCUCCAGGCCGACAGAUCUGAAUCUACAGACCAGCGGCGUCAAGAAGAUCAAGAUCGUCGCCGGAGGAAACCAUACUCUUCUUCUGACUGAUCAUGGGCGUCUCUUCAGUGCUGGGAAAUUCGGCAGCGGGGGUGGACUAAAUGAUGAUACUAGUGCGCAAUUCAAUCUCAAGUCCGGUGAUGGGAGGGAAGCUUUACUUCGUACCACUUCUCCUUCUACUCCUUCCCCUUGGUCUUCUGUCUUUGUACAGCGAGACUAUGAGUUUGGACAUGAUACUAGGAAAACCGUCGGCACUGAUGGCAAUUCUUCGCAUUGUGGUUUGGCCGCGGCAAAUAUAACAACAAGGGCUGAUACAAGGGCCACCAUCACAGACAUUGCAGCGACUUGGGAUGCUUCGUUCGUGGUGGUCAAUCACAGAGCCGUGUUCGUCUCUGGAUCCGGGUCGAAAGGAGAACUGGGCCUCGGGGAAGGUGUUGAGCGCGCAGACUGCAUGACCAGAGUGUUUGACGUGGACGAGUUCGAUUUUGGGUUUGGGUUUGGGGUAAGGUUUGGAUCUGGAUCUACAACUGCCACUUCGACUGGUACUGCCACUGCCACUGCCACUUCUACUCCUCAUGAUGAUAUCAAAAGUGCUGGCCAAGGUUCAGGUUCUGGUUCUGGUUCUGGGUUCACAACUGGCCAUCGUGAUUCCGAUCCCAACGGCGACGCUUCCCAAAACAGCCCACCAAACCAAAUCAAAAGUCAGCCUGGAAUCUACAUUCGCGCAAUUGCCGCGUCCAUGGCUCACGUCGUGCUGCUCUUGUCAAACGGCCUUGUCUUGGGGUGGGGAAGUUGUCGUAAAGGCCAGUUGGGUGAGCAGGUCAAAACUCGAAAGAAUCUGUGGACGCCCACGCUGGUUGGGACCCCGAAUGAUGGUUGGAUCCAGGACGACGACAAUGAUGGGAACAAUGGUCGCUCCAACUCCUUGCCCCGCUUGCCCUGGGCACCUACCGACCUAGCAGUUGGUAGAGAUUACACGAUUCUGCUGAGGAGCGGCGAGAAACCUCUGGUGUGGGGAGAUAUCAAGUCCUCGGAUGAUGAUGAAUCGCUGUCCGUUCCGCUUCAAGAAGGUGACCAGAUAGUCAGUUCGUGGAGUUCGAUCCACAGAUUUUCACGCCUCCCAGGCUCAGGCUCGGUGCAUAGUACCGGCCGAAAUCAUCGUGGGCAACUGGCGCCGGCUGGGCUCCCUAAAAUCCGACAGCUGGCGGCUGGGAGCGAACACUGCAUUGCUCUCACCGCAGACGGGCAAGUCAUAGCUUGGGGAUGGGGUGAACAUGGCAAUUGUGGCCCACAGGUAGAUACUAGGGGCGAUGUCGCGGGGAGGUGGAAUGUGAUAACGCCACCUCAGGACCUGGACCAGGAACUGGUGGUGGAAAGUGUCGCAGCGGGAUGCGCCACGAGUUUCGUCAUUUACAGGACCAGGAAUGGAUGA
Exophiala dermatitidis NIH/UT8656 is the source of this 1782-nucleotide messenger RNA. RefSeq lists its product as uncharacterized. Bases 1 to 1782 code for a protein of 593 amino acids. Lineage: Eukaryota; Fungi; Ascomycota; Eurotiomycetes; Chaetothyriales; Herpotrichiellaceae. The transcript has a single exon. The record is from RefSeq and is a predicted model, not a curated record.